AUGUUUGGCAAGAUCGCUCUCGAAGAGUGCUGGACGAUUCAAGAAGAAUUGGCCAACAAUGAUCCUGGUAAAUUCGUUGCAGCCGGGACAGGAUCUCGUUUGACAAACGAGCUGCUUGACAUUCAUGGCACGCGAUUGAAGCAGAUGGACGAGAAUAAUGUUGAUUUCAUGGUUCUCUCAUUCAACUCUCCAGGGUGCCAGGGCAUCUCUGACAAGCCUCAAGCCGAGGCCCAAGCCACUUUGGCAAACGAUCGCAUGGAAGCUGAGGUGAUGAAAGCACCAAAUCGGUUCGCGGCCUUUGCAGCACUGAGUAUGCAUGACCCAGCGCAGGCAGCAGCAGAGCUCCGCCGUUGCAUGACGGAGAAGAAGGGCUUUGUUGGGGUACUGCUCAACGAUUAUCAAAGCUGUGGAGAGGAUGGCAACGGCAUGCUGUAUUACGAUCAGCCAGAGUACGAUGUAUUCUGGCAGGCGGCUAAUGACCUUGAAGCUCCUGUAUACAUGCAUCCACGCCCCUCAAAUAAGCUGAUUCACAAGUUGAUGUGGGACGGCCGUCCUUGGCUCGACUUUUCUGCCUUGGGAUACGCGGAUCGUCUCAAUAUGCAUAUUCUGGGUAUCGUCACAAACGGUGUAUUGGACCGAUUUCCAAAGGUCAAGAUGAUUUUUGGACAUAUGGGUGAGCAUAUUCCGUAUGACAUCUACCGCAUUGAUCAUAAGCUUGAUCGCAGCCGGUUCCCCAAUAUGCCUAUGCGUAAGGAUAAACUUGUUCGUGAUUAUUUUGGCGAACAGCUUUUCAUUACAACUUCUGGCCAUUUCUCUACACCUGCGUUAAUGUGCGCCAUGGGUGAAGUUGGCGUACAAUCCAUCAUGUUUUCCAUAGAUUACCCCUUCGAAAGCAUCCCAAAUGCUUGCGCAUGGUGGGACGAACAUGUGUCGGCAAGCGUUAAUCAACACGACUACACGAACAUGGGCCGUAACAACGUGCUGAAGAUUAUCCCAAGAUUAACAGAAGAGCCGCACAACUUGAAAGCCAUGACACCACAGGAAUGUAGAGUAGGGGGACUAGCCGUCAAUCAGGGGGAGGUAUGCUAUGGUCUUUACAACAAAUCUUGGAACAAGCGGGAGAUUAAGAUUGUGCCUUCUUAA
This is a messenger RNA of Trichoderma aggressivum f. europaeum, 1143 nucleotides long. RefSeq lists its product as uncharacterized. The coding region runs from base 1 to 1143 and encodes 380 amino acids. Gene Ontology annotation, molecular function: hydrolase activity; carboxy-lyase activity. The record is from RefSeq and is a predicted model, not a curated record. The transcript has 3 exons. Gene Ontology annotation, biological process: secondary metabolic process. NCBI's taxonomy places the organism in Eukaryota, Fungi, Ascomycota, Sordariomycetes, Hypocreales, Hypocreaceae. Gene Ontology annotation, cellular component: cytosol; cytoplasm.